This is a messenger RNA of Rasamsonia emersonii CBS 393.64, 2301 nucleotides long. Its product is annotated as Ubiquitinyl hydrolase 1. The coding region runs from base 1 to 2301 and encodes 766 amino acids. Lineage: Eukaryota; Fungi; Ascomycota; Eurotiomycetes; Eurotiales; Trichocomaceae. Gene Ontology annotation, biological process: protein deubiquitination. The transcript is spliced from 3 exons. Gene Ontology annotation, cellular component: cytosol; nucleus. The record is from RefSeq and is a predicted model, not a curated record. Gene Ontology annotation, molecular function: cysteine-type endopeptidase activity; cysteine-type deubiquitinase activity.
AUGGGGUCAUUCUUCAAGAAUCUGAGGGGCAAUGCGGGACCUUCAGCCCCCGCCUCCGGCGCAAGUCCGCCGAAGAAGGAUCUCCACGCGCCGCCAAUGACCCCUCUUGAGAAGAUGCUACAGGAUUCAGGUCCAGUUCGAAAGGAUGGGAGUGACAAGUUCUUUGGGAUGGAGAAUGUAAGUUGGCUUGCAAAGUUUAUCGUCUCCAACGGGCAUAAUGCUGAUCGCUGGUCAUCUCUAGUAUGGCAAUACAUGUGCCUCUACUACUCCGUCCCUUUCCGAGAGUCAGUGAUCAAUUAUCCAAAACGCACGCCGAUCGAAACCCUCGAAGCGGCACUGGCAAAGAAUCUCAAGUAUCAGAACCCGGAUUCUCAUCCUGAAUCAGAGACUGCUACAGCAAAGCAGAAAGCGAGCGCGGGCCAGUCAUCUGCGCGGGGUGCAGGUGUCCCUCCCAAUCAACCCCAGAAACCUGAGGACAAGGACUCUCCGGAAUAUAAGAAGAAGAUGGCAAUGCAAACCCUCCCCCUUCUCGAAACAAAGGACAACUCGGCUAGCUACGGGAUGCAGGAGUCGCUAUUCACGUCUCUCAAAGAUAUCUUUGAGUCCGUGGUGGCAAGCCAGUCGAAGAUGGGCAUCAUUCGACCACACCAUUUCCUGGAGAUCCUGAAACGUGAAUACGAAUUGUUUCGGACGCCAAUGCACCAGGAUGCUCACGAGUUUCUGAAUAUCCUCCUCAACGAGGUUGUGUCGAAUGUAGAGGCGGAAGCCGCGAGACAGGUGGAAGCGGACAGAGACCUGCAUACAGCCGACAAUGGUGACUCCGAACAGACGUCCACAACCGCUGCCGCUUCGAGCGGCUCGAAAUCACCGAAUACAACGCGAUGGGUCCACGAGCUGUUUGAAGGCACAUUGACAUCCGAAACCCAGUGUCUGACUUGCGAAAAGGUCUCUCAGCGGGACGAAGUCUUUCUUGACCUCUCAGUGGACCUUGAACAGCAUUCAUCUGUCACGUCAUGUCUGCGAAAGUUCUCUGCGGAAGAAAUGCUCUGUGAGAGGAACAAAUUUCACUGUGAUAACUGCGGCGGACUGCAAGAAGCCGAGAAGCGGAUGAAGAUCAAGCGUCUACCCAGAAUCUUGGCACUUCAUUUGAAGCGUUUCAAGUACACGGAAGAUCUACAGAGACUGCAGAAACUGUUCCAUCGUGUCGUCUACCCCUAUCAUCUACGCCUCUUCAAUACCACCGAUGACGCUGAAGACCCCGAUCGCCUCUACGAGUUAUAUGCUGUGGUAGUCCACAUUGGAGGAGGGCCGUAUCAUGGGCACUAUGUGGCGAUCAUCAAGACCGAGGAUCGAGGCUGGCUGCUCUUCGAUGAUGAGAUGGUGGAGCCCGUGGACAAGAACUAUGUCCGAAACUUCUUUGGGGAUCGACCUGGUCUAGCGUGUGCUUACGUACUCUUCUAUCAGGAGACGACGCUCGAGGCUGUGCAGAGAGAGCAGGAACAAGAGGGGCUGAGCCCAACGCAGGGUCCUACGGAUCUGAAGGAUAUGAAUGGUUCAUCUACCUUGAACCACAUUCAUACCUAUCAAGGGCCCACAGAUGAUGAAGCUCAUCGCUUCUCUCCCCUGAAACAUACUCCUACAGCACCACAGAUGUCGACUCAUCCUGAACAUGCCUUCUCCACAAGCCCCCCAACGGUUCCUCCUAUACCGUCCAACCCACCAACAGCUCUCAAUCCUAAGAAGAGUGAUGUCCAAUCCAGAAAGGAGAGAGCGAAAGAAGAAAAGGAGCGCAAAGCUGCUGAGAAGGAGAAGGAGAAAGCGGAGAAACAACGGAGGAAGGAACGGGAGACUAAGCGGAGGGAAGAUAUGAAACGUGAAGAAGCGGAACUGAAAGCUGCUAUCGAGGCCAGCAAAGCCUCUAAAAUCGAAGAGGACCGCCGAGCUCAUGAUGAAGCUGAUAAGGCUCGUGAGAAUGGUGGUUCUCACAGGACAUUGACUGGCAGUUUGAAUCGGUUCCGGCGCGGCAGCAAGAGCUUUAGCCAGAAGCUUGUGAUAAGAGAGAAGGAUAAACGAGUGCCGUCUUCUGAGGUACCCCGUACCCCUGCCAUUGGGUCUCACGACUUUAAAUUGUCGAAAACACCACCACUCCCUGAAGAAGUGCCGCCCACAGAUACAUCUGCAGACCCUUCGCAAAACAAUCAUCAAGACGAGCCCGCUAAAACAAGGCACGACAAGGCUGGAGGACAUGGAAGAUGGAGGGGCUUUGGUCUGAGGAAGAAGUCCUUCAGCGUGAUGUCAUAG